This is a messenger RNA of Kwoniella botswanensis, 789 nucleotides long. RefSeq lists its product as uncharacterized. The record is from RefSeq and is a predicted model, not a curated record. The transcript has 2 exons. The coding region runs from base 1 to 789 and encodes 262 amino acids. NCBI's taxonomy places the organism in Eukaryota, Fungi, Basidiomycota, Tremellomycetes, Tremellales, Cryptococcaceae.
AUGUCACUCACCCGAGCACCCUCACAACUCCCCUCGGCAUUCCGACUCGUCCGACAAAUCCUCUCAGAGUCCACCGCAGCGCAGGGUCUAACAACCAAAGAAUUAGUCAAAGAAGCUUUGAAGAUCUAUCAAAGCGAAAACCCAAAUCACGAUGCCACUCCGUUGCAGGCCAGCUCUUCAACGGUUGCUGAAAGCAGCACGAAAGGUCAAGGGAAAGGAAAAGGCAAGGGAAGUAACGUCUUGAGUGUGGGUAAGAAAGAAAAAGGGGUUAAUGUCAUUCCGGAGGGUCAUCCAUUCGUAUCCACCUCUUAUCUAAAAUCUCAAAUACUCGCUCGUCUAUCUUCCCAAUCCCUCUUGAUCAAAACCCCAUCUCACCCAUCUUCUUCUUCAUCAGGUUCAAGUGGUAAACCGACAUUCGUAUGGCGUUUAAACAAUCCUAAACAAUCUAAUCUAUCCACCCCCUCGUGGGAUUAUCCAUCUCAUUGGGAUAGUCUUAUAUCAGGAGAGAAGACCCCAGGCGAAACGUAUUAUGAAUAUAAGCAGAAUCAGCUGGAAAGGAGGGAAGAAGAAAAGCAACGAGCGUUGGAUAGCGGGAAAGUCUUGAGGACAGAAAGACAAAUUUGGGAAUGGGAUGGUAGGAAGGAUGGUUUGACGACGAAUAUGGAGAGAUUACAUUUGAAUAAGAGAAGAAGAGAGAAGAGACCACAGAAGGAGAGGAGGAAUCUACUGGCUUACGAGGGUCUGGGUGGGAAUGGGAAAGAAGAAAGCUCGGAGAAGCAGGUUUUGUAG